AUCGCCAUUUUCCUUUCAAAAAAGUGACAUUGGUGACAGUUGAGUGCAAAAGUGCUUUAAAAAUGCCGGUCAGGGUGGAUAUUACGCCUCCCCCACCGGCCAAUUCCAAGCAGCCGGGGGUGACAAAGUCCCUGUUGUACAACGGUUCCAAAUUCCAAGGUUUCCAGAAGUCGAAAGGCAAUUCAUACGAAGUGGAAGUGGUUUUACAGCACGUUGACGAGGAAAAUUCAUAUUUGUGCGGGUAUUUGCAAAUAAAUGGGCUCACGGACGAGUACCCCACGUUGACUACGUUCUUCGACGGCGAGAUUAUCAGCCAAAAGUACCCGUUUUUGACCAGGAAGUGGGACGCGGACGAAGACGUGGAUAAAAAACACUGGAGCAAAUUUUCGUCGUUUUCUCAAUACGCGAAAACCUUUAAUUCGGAUAAUUUUGAUUAUAAAGCGCUCGGAGACACUGAUUAUGUUUUUAUGAGAUGGAAGGAACACUUUCUUGUCCCUGAUCACACGAUUAAAGACAUAAGUGGGGCUUCAUUUGCCGGGUUUUACUACAUUUGUUUUCAAAAAUCUAAAGCCACGAUUGAAGGUUACUAUUAUCACAGAAGCAGUGAAUGGUUUCAGUCUUUAAAUUUAACACACGUGCCUGAAAAUAGUAUACAAAUUUAUGAAUUUAGGUGAAUUGGUUGACUCAAGCCGGCUUAUUUCAUACUGCAUGCCCUCUCGUUCUCUCUAGCAAAAGAUUUUUGUUUUACAGUAUUUUUCAAAUGGAGAUAAGUGUACUAGUGAGCAGUAUUUAUUCAUUGUUUUUUGUGUACAUAAUUAAUGGGUAGCUUGGUUUUAAUUAAUUAAUUUUUAAGAACUGAAAAUGACUGGGUAAUUGUACGUUUUGAUUUCACUUUUGGUUUGUAUAAAAUUUUUGUUCAUUUAGCUUAAGUAGACUAAACAAGUCAUUAUUGUUAUGUAUAUUGUGUAUAAAUGUAUUAAAUAUAUUUUUUUGAAUUGUUUUUA
Messenger RNA from Tribolium madens (black flour beetle), 1004 nucleotides. Its product is annotated as glucose-induced degradation protein 4 homolog. The record is from RefSeq and is a predicted model, not a curated record. The transcript has 3 exons. Gene Ontology annotation, cellular component: GID complex; extrinsic component of membrane. Lineage: Eukaryota; Metazoa; Arthropoda; Insecta; Coleoptera; Tenebrionidae. The coding region runs from base 63 to 674 and encodes 203 amino acids. Gene Ontology annotation, biological process: proteasome-mediated ubiquitin-dependent protein catabolic process; protein targeting to vacuole; protein catabolic process in the vacuole.